CAACUAUCACAUGAAUAUUUAGAAAGUGGAAAUCACCGAGAAACAAUUCGGCAUUUAGGAACAUGCGGUAAAACGAUCGGACCAGUGGUAGGCAAACGAAAAAUGAUCGUUUCAUCUUGCCGCACUCCUUGAACAGCUGUAUGUAUUGCAUUCGUGCUUUGUGAAUUGUGAACGAGCAUUUCACAUGCAACUAUUGAUAUGAAUCGCAGGUUUAAUCGUGGAUAAAAUCAUUCAUCCAUAUGCCUCUUGGCAGACGACGUAAAAGUACACAGGGGGAUGCAAAUUCGACAGAAUGCAUAGAAAAUCGAAUGACUAUUGACCCUAGGGAUGCAGUGAUCGAAGAUAAAAACACAAAGGGAGGUAACAAGUGCAUCGAAGGAUCCGAUAAUAAACCGGAAAAUACAGCAGGGCCAAGUGAAGGUCGGAAUGGAAAAGUUCCCAGGCGAAGUGGGGCAGUAACAAGAUCGAAUUCAACAAGAUCGAGAAUUGUCAAAAGACCAAAAAGAGACCUCAGUCCACCAGAAUCCCCCGUUAAGAAAUCGGUAAAGGAGAUCAAGAGUAGUACCCCAGAGACAAAGACCAAACGCCAGUGGGAGCUAUGGAGUACAGAGGACAAAGCAACAUUUUUUGAAGGAUUGUAUGAGCACGGCAAAGAUUUUGAUGCCAUUCAAAAUGUGAUCGCUCAGAAAUGCAAGAAGAAAGGGGUGGCGCCACAGCUCAUUAAGAACAAAGACCAGGUGCGCCACUUCUAUUACAGAACCUGGCACAAAAUAUCAAAGUUUGUGGACAUCGACAAAGAAACCAAAAAAGAGACCCAAGAGUUGUAUGGCCUGAUCAACUAUGGUGUAUUGUGGAAGAAGCACAAAGCAGCUUUGAAUGAUAAGAAUGGUUUGAAGUUGGAUGAAUUAAUUCACACUGGAUCCACCACUAUCAAAAUCAAAGGAAAGAACUUCAGGAUCAAGACACCUACCUGUAAUGCUUUGAAGAAAAUCAACAACAUUGAUGAUCCCAAACCUGAAGAAGAAACAGGUGUCCAGGUGCCAGACAGAGUUUACCUGGACAUAAACCCCAGGACCAAUGCAGCAUGGGCAUAUGUUCAGGAGAUGUCCCAAAACCCCAGGCUACGAAUGAUGCUGAAGCCGGAGAAAAAGCUAUCUUCAAUUAUCAAGUUUCUGAGUCAGAAGUGGAAACCACACAAUGUUAAACUUCGUGAGGAUCUCGAGGGGGGAUGUCUCCUGGACAAGGACCUUACUUUGUUUCCUCAUCAGGAGUGUGAUGUGGUUCCUGUGUCUCUCAAGGCAACAAAGGAACGUAGGAUACCACUAGCAUUCAACAACUACAAGGAAAACUUGCUAAGUUCACCUUCUGUAACCAAAGGAAAGAAAGGAGACCUUGCUAAAAACCAUACAGAGAACUCGUCCGAGUUGAAUGCUUUGUCUGUGAUAUUUGACUCUCCUCGUUCUAGUAAAGUCCAAACGAAGGACCUGCCAGCUCAGGCAGCCACUAGCUCCUUCGAUGUCAGUGCUAUGGUUGAUGAUGAAAAUGCUAUGUUUCCAGAUAAUAUGAUGUCAGCUGCAAAAAAAGGGUUGGAAGCUGCUGGAGAUGAGGCUAAGGGAAGUAACUGUGAUACAAAGGGCACAUCAGUGGAGUUAGCUGAGGACAAUGCUACAGAGAAAGGUGCUGAGGGUGGGAGUAAUGAUGAAGCAAAUCCAGUGGUAAAUGAUAGUGGGGAAAGUGAGAAAUCUGGUGAUGAAAAGGAGUAUUUAGAAACGAAAAGAAUGAAGGAGAUUUUAGAAAAGGGUUGGAAUAUGAAUAUGGCUGACAGUUUGACAGUGGCUGAGUUGUAUCUUAUGUUUGGAAAAGAUGGCAAACUACGCCUGGAAUAUGAGUGGUGUGUUACCCCUGAUGACCAGUUGACUUCCAAACUGACCAAUAUGCUGAGGAGAUUGGUACACCUAGCCACAACUGAGUUCACUGACUUCUCAAAGACAUCCAACAAUUCCAGUUCUCCAUGUCAGACUUGUGGAGCCAGUAAAGCAAAGGGUUCUGGUGCUCGUAAUGCUGCUGGAAGCAAGGGACAAAAACCCAUGGGGAAAUACCCUCUUGUGUCUAAGAUGGGUGGUGAAGGAUUAGUGGAUGUUGCUACCCAAACAAUAUCGACACUGCAAAACAAACAAAAUGAAAAUUCUAGUCAAGGCAGCAAAGAUGCCGUUUUCCGAGUGCCAGUUGCGGGUCCGUCCUUUCUGCAAAAAAACACAAAAACGAGUGUCAAUCAAAUAUCCCUACACCAGAUGGAGCUCUAUACUAACACUCACAAGGGGCGGCGCGUACGCCCAGUCAACAGGAAGCCUAUGGUGGUCCAGAGAACACUCUUGCCUAAGACCACGCCAAGGCAGAUGUUGACCUUUGUUCCCAUGCCAACGAGUUCUACAGUGACUGCUGUUCAGAGCCCAAACACAAUCAUUGGACAGCCCAUGGGUGUACCAGUCAACAUACAAGCACCUGGUGUUUCUCCUGUGAAUAUGCCAAAUACUCAAAUCAGCAACAGAAUACUGCAAAAUGCUACCGUCUCUGGUGGAAGGAGUACCCUUCCAAUACAGACCGGUCUCCCUGCUACAGCUACCAUUCUACCAGGUUCACCAGUGUCCUUACAGAACAAUUUAGUGAGUGCUAUAAGUGGGGUGGUAGCCGUGACAUCUACACCUGUGUUCACAAAAAGUACACCAACCAAGGAGUCUAGCUCCACGACAUCCACAACAGCAGCAAACAUCAUACAUCAUUCCAUUUCACCGCCAAGUAUUUCAUCUCUGCUGGAUAUUUCUUUGUCCAACAUACCUACAGACACUGAUAACACAGAGAAACUCCUUGAGCUUGCGAUGGGAAAUUCAAACAAUACAAACCAUUUUGAAGAUCUGCUCGGUGGUAAUAACCAGAAAAAGUAUCCCAAUAGUGUUCUUAACACCCCAGUGAAGUCUGAAAGCAUGAACCUGUCGCCACCACACAGUCCCAGCCGUUCACUAUGGCCCAAUGAGGAUACUGGCGAUAUGCUGAUGGGCCUUCUAGUGGAAUCCCCUCUAAAGAGAACAUCAGACGUGGUAGCUAGUGCCAACCUGUCAUCGCUGUCCAACCUCAUCAGCACAAACUUAUUCAAUGAGAAUUCUCGAGACUCUAUCAUGGGUCGCAGUGAUAUGGAUGCCUCCCUUCAGUGCAUGCUAAAUGAGAACAGCAUAGACUAUGUUGCCAAGUUUGCUGAACUGGCCAACCAUAUCAAUCAGAAUGAAAACACACAGGAAGCCCAACAAAAAGUGCCAAACAAUACAUUUAACUAUGAUGACACAGAGGAAAAUAUUCUACUAAAGAGCAGUGCUGACAAUUCUAGAUUAAAGGAAAAUGCAAAACAAUGUGAUGAAAGUAUGAAAAUGGAUACUCGUUAAUUGUACAUGUAUAGACCUAUAGUAUUGUGUUGGUUUUUUACACAGUAACAGGACAUACAUAUAUUCAGCAUGACAUAAUUUGAAAUUGAAAAGUUAUAAAAAAAUUUUGACAUUUCCACUCGACACGGAUGAUAUUUUAUUGGCAAUUCUUUCAUUGAGUUGAAAAAGUUUUGAAAAGAUUACAGCGAAAAAAAUUGUUAAUUGAUUUUCAUACAAUAUUUAUAAUCCAGUAUUAGCCUGUAAUUAACAGUUACGCAUACAGGAGAGGUAGUAAUGGCCGCAUCAUGCUAGAUAUAUGGUUCACAUGUUGGAAAUCCUGAAAAAUAUACCGUUUCAUUGUUGGCUUUAAAAGCAAAUGUUUCAAGUGUAUUCCUUCA
Messenger RNA from Ylistrum balloti, 3811 nucleotides. Its product is annotated as protein cramped-like. Bases 240 to 3434 code for a protein of 1064 amino acids. Gene Ontology annotation, cellular component: nucleus. Gene Ontology annotation, molecular function: chromatin binding. The record is from RefSeq and is a predicted model, not a curated record. Gene Ontology annotation, biological process: pattern specification process. The transcript has 20 exons. Lineage: Eukaryota; Metazoa; Mollusca; Bivalvia; Pectinida; Pectinidae.